AUGUGGAGAACAGUUCAAGACCUUUGUUGCAGUGUUCUCUUGGGGGGUCCGGGCGCUUUAGCAAAUGGGGUUUUGCAUUGGCUAGUCACACAGGACAAUGGUCGUCCCACUGCGACGGUUUCAUUUGAUUUGGUAGAGGAGAAAUUCCAAGAGAUGGUGCCACUUCGAGGCCUAACUGGUGAUGCCAUUUACUGGCACUACGAAUUGGGAGUUUUAGGAGACUGGCUUUGUCUGUAUUCUGAUUAUGGUCUAAGCAGUGACUGUGAGGCAUGGAUAAUGAAGGAAUAUAGCAGCAAGGCAUCUUGGACUAGUUUCUUGAGGUUCAACGGUGAAUCAAAUUCUGGAGGACAAUUAGUGGUAGCAGCAUCUAACAGAUUGGAUCAAUGUUUUGAGGAGAUCCUUGGGGAAUCUAUGGCAGCUUGCUAUGGUUUGACUCUGGCCAUACACAUGGGACACACAAAUGUCAUCCUAGAAACAGAUGGCUUGCUAUUGAUGAAUGUUCUGAAGAUGGAUCCAACACCUGCUUCUGAACGUGGUGUACUUGUUGGGGAUAUAUGUCAUACUGGGAGAAGUUUCUCAAGUUUUUCUCCUAGGGAUAUAGUCAUUGAAAGAACUGAAAAGGAAAGCGUUCCAAACAAAAAACUUGUGAUUGUUUCAUUUGAUUUGGCAGAGGAGAAAUUCCUGGAGAUGGUGCCGGUGCUAGAUAUAACUAACCAUGCUUACUUGAGCACCGGUUUGAAAGUUUUAAGAGACUGUCUAUGCUUAUACACUACAUAUUAUGGAUCCAUUUAUGCAUCUUAUUUUCAAGUAUGUAAGGAAUAUUGUCCUCAGGCUUCCAGGACUCUUUUGAGCAGGUUCAGCAGUGAUGAAUUGGCUAACAGUUACUUUAAAGGAUACUGGCCAUUUUGGGAGCUACCUUCAGAAAGGAAAAUGCUCAUUUUGGCAACACAAACUUCAAUAGAAAACCACAUCACCGUAGGGAAUCCAUCUACUAGAGACUCCAAGGAAGUGCCAGCGCCUAAUUCUCUGCCAAACGGUAAUUUCUUUCCUGGAUUUGGUUAUCAUCACCACCUUGAUGUUUACAAAAUGUUAAGAGGUUCCAUCGUUACUUCUACUAACAAUGGUUCUAAUCAUCAAGCAGAAGUAGAGGUCUUGACCUUGAAAAUUAAUAUAUGGAAAACAAUUCAGGACCUGGAAUAUAGUGUUGUCUUUAAGGGUCCAGGAACUUGUGCAAAUGAUACUCUGCAUUGGCUAGCUGAAAGGGAAACUGUUCCAAAUAAGACACUAAUUAGCAUGUAA
Molecule: messenger RNA, 1299 nt
Organism: Dovyalis caffra
Lineage: Eukaryota; Viridiplantae; Streptophyta; Magnoliopsida; Malpighiales; Salicaceae
Source: the annotation of a GenBank genome assembly